Ogataea philodendri is the source of this 5172-nucleotide messenger RNA. RefSeq lists its product as uncharacterized. Lineage: Eukaryota; Fungi; Ascomycota; Pichiomycetes; Pichiales; Pichiaceae. The transcript has a single exon. Bases 1 to 5172 code for a protein of 1723 amino acids. The record is from RefSeq and is a predicted model, not a curated record.
AUGCAAGAACUAGAAAUUCCUGAAUCACCCGUUCGGGAAGAUGAGAGGCUCACUUGGCAGAUUGUCGAGCGACUCUCAACGACUGCGUCCACAGAACGACGAAUCAAUAUACAGAGUAAGAUCAGGGAGAUUUCAGGCAGGAAAACGCGACGGCAUGGAUUUUGCCAGAGACACGUCUACACGGCUGACCUUGCUGAGUAUCUGAAUCUCGCGUCGCGCGCAGAGCUGGACUGCACCGCUCGCAAGGGUGUUUCUGACGAGAGAAUACUGUACAUGCUCAAUAGAAAAUAUGUGAAGCUACGACAUUUUUACGAACGACAUCAGGUUGCCAAGCAUAGAUUCAAGAAGAAGGAUUUCAGCAUGUAUUUGGAGGAUUUCAAAAAAUACCAAGCUACCAGAGGAAGAGGAGGGAAAGCUUUCUACGAGACAUUGGAAGAUCGGCUACGUUCUGGAUCGCAAAGACACGAUCUCGAACGUCUUGAAAAAAUGCAGCUCGAACAGGUCAGCUCAGACGAGAGCGACGAAUCAGAGCAGGAAGAAGGCGGAGCUCCAGGAAAUUCCAUCAGUUUAUUAUCCGACAACGAGUCGGAAGUGGAACCCGAGCCAAUCGCAGAACCUAUUCAAGAAACGUUUACGGAUGCCCAGCUUAGCCAGAUUGAUCUCAACAUCCAGUCGUCGCCUAUAAUCACAAUUGAAGACACACCGCCUCCUACACCCGAACCAGUUGCAUUGAUUGUCUCUGAUCACACACCAACUCCAUCACCUGUAAAGAAGCCAAAGACUCCAGCUACCGGUACACAGGAAAUGCUUCAGGAGCUCCAAGAGGAAGAUCCAAACAGUCGCCGUACCAGAAGACACAAGUUCUCGCAAGACCAUGUUUAUGUUACAGAUACCGCAGUGUAUCUAGGACUCUCUUCCAUAUAUCAUCUGAAUGAUCUAUAUGACCAGGGUAAGUCUUUCAACCAGAUCCUCGACUUUUUGGACUCCGUUUAUUUGCAGAAGAGGCAGGAACGUGAGAGGAAGGAUAUUGGGUAUGGACCCCUGUACAAGCCUACUUUCAGACAGUAUCUUGAGUCAGAGACGCAUAAACUUGCCCAACAGGACAGUGCUCCGAAAGAAUCAGUUCACGAAAAAAGUUCUGAAGAUGAGUAUGUUGAAGAGGAGUCUCAAGUUCCAUUCGUGAAGCAGACAUUCGAUAUGGUGUCCCCAGAACGCGAUGAGAUGUCUCAGACGAAAGAAAGUCAGGACAGAGAUACCAGUCAAGAAGACGAAUUUGUCUUUCGCAACAGGGUGUUGAAAAAGAGGAACGCUUUAAAAGGGGUCCUACCUUACUCAUUCUACAAAAUCAAUAAGACAGCUCCUGCUCCUGUUAAGAGACAUGAACCGAGUAUUCAGCGCCCUGGCCUCGCGCGAAAGAAGAAAAUCCACAAGUACCAAAAGGAUGAUGAAAUGACAAACUUCAUUUCAGACCAAAGAAUCCAAGAAGACGAUAUCAGGCCCUUUAAUUAUCUUCCUCGCGUCGAGUCACUUGACGAAGAACCAAGCAUCACCGACCACGGUGAACUCGAAAUCAAUGUUCUUUCUUCAGCUUCCUCGGACUCGGACGUUCAAGAGCUCUUCGAAAGAGAUGUUAGGACAGGAUAUGCCCAGGAAGAUAAAACAUCAGGAAUUGACUACAUGUUGUCAAGAGCUCCCCGCGCCUCCUCCCAAAAGCCAAGCACCAAACCUCGCAGACCUCGAAUUGGAGCUAGAUCGAGGACAGGUAUCCAAAGCCCAUCCGCUAGAUAUGCCCAGAAAACACCACGUCCAAGAUCACGCCAGUUACCAAUGUACCAGAAGGAAAGUAUUUGGAGACAAGCUAGAUUUUACAGCCCUGAUGAUGAACCGAAGCAGAACUUUGAGGUUUACCAAGAAGAUACACCUCAGACAGACUCCAAAUAUGUUUCCACGUCUGCAACGAAACGGAGAAGGAAAGCUUUGACACUGGCUCCAGGAGGAAGUGUUGGAAACAACGAUCUCUUUUACUUCCAAAGACAGAGAAUUGUUGGUACAGCUCAGCUGGAGGAUGUUGAAAAGAUAAAUCAAGUGGCCGAGAAACAGCCAUUCGCUAAUAAAACCAACACUUAUCACAAUGUUGUUGAGAGACUAGCGAAAACAGCUACCCAGGAAGCAUUUGACAUGAAAGACUUGAGUCUGCAGAAAUUCAAAAGUGUCAGUACAAACGAGACAUCACUUCUUGGUUCGAGAUUGUUUGAAGAGUCUCUCAACGAUGAUGGUGAAUACUACAAGGAUGAUUCUAUUGAGUUCAGUUUUGUCAAUAUUCAGUUUUCAGUUGAUGAGUAUAAUAUUGAAAAGUGCUCGAGAAUGACCGACCGUUUGGUGAAAAGCGUGCUCACAUUUCUUGCAAAAGAUGAUGGGUUGGACGCUGACGAGCAUUCUCAAGUGCGUCGCGUUUUUGUGAGACUGUUACAGUUGACUUGGAACGUCAAGUACUGGAGCUUCAACGAAUUUACAAGAUUAUCCAGGGUUUUACUGUCAUCUGCAACUGCUUUCCUAGAUUCACAAGCAAGCUACAAGACGAAGAUCAUUUAUGCACCGUAUUAUCUUACGCUGAUGCAUUUGUGUAACAGGUUUACGAGACAGACAAGGAACGAGUUCCAUGGGUUUGAGGUGAUGCAAGGAAGGCUUGAACGUCUAAUCAGUCAAAUAGCAUGUUCGCUUCCUUCGUCCCAGUUUUAUGCAAUGCUCAAAAGCAAGACUUCAACAAUGUCCGAGUCUAUGGGGAUGUUCUUGAAAUUAUGUCCAAGUCCAUGGAGCCAUGUUGCAUCACUUGCCAGAGAAUAUAGGUUCUCUUUCCAAAAUGUUGUUAAUUACCUUUACUAUUUGCAUUCGCAGCGACCUGUCUUGGUUGACUGGGAGUACUUCAUUCACGAGAUUGAGGACAUGCAGUCCAUUUUGAAUUUGGGCAAGUACAGAACUGUACUUUCAACUAUCAUGAAAAUAAUUAAGGAGCUGGAUUGGAACUUUGAGGAACUCCUCUUAGUCAAGAUAUAUCGACUAAUGAGUUACCACAGAUUUGAAAACCUAGGGAGCUCGUCGCGUGUUCCAUCCAGUGUCUCAAUAAGACUCACCAUUGGUGAAUCUGACGGUUGCCUUGAAAUGUACAUCAAGUUUUUAAUACUUCACGUGAAUGAGUACAUGGAACCAGAGAAGAAAAUGAGUCUUAUUGAAAAAGUUACACCCGUCAGCGACAUUCGAACAUGUACACCGAAACUUCUGGGAAAUAGAAUCAGUUUGUUUAUGGUGAUGACAAGACUGUUCAAACACGACUUUGUCAAGCCGGUUUCCAAUUUAUUCUCAGUGCUAUUAUCAUUCGAUAGCACACCGGCUUACGAACUACUUCUUGACUUGAUUAGUUCGUACACACAGUGCGAGCUGGAAACUUUAAACAAGCUUCCUGCCUCGAUUCUCCGCAUUUGUCUGACCAAAACUGUUGAAAGCAUCAACAACCUCAAACUGGUUUCUGAUCUUGCAAUAGACAGGUUCAGAUACUUGGUCAGACAACUGCAUGACGCCGCAAUAGAAAACACAAUAGACCGGCGAUUCGGACACUAUAUUGUUCUAUUCACCUCAUUGCUACAACUGCGCAAUUCCAAGAUUUCAAACGUUGUCUACAGAACCAUCGAUGUUAUCCGGAAACUCAUUUGGAUGAGACCUGCCACGAUGAACGCGCUUGAUCCGCGAAUCAGAUCAGACAUGACCACAGCACUUAGGUCGAUCAUUCUUGCUCCUGACAUGGACAAUGCUCCACUGAAGCGGACCAGUAUUCUUUCAUGGGUCCAUGUUAGCUCUGUUUCUGGGGUUGUCCUUGAAGCCCUUGUUCAUCUGGAAUGGCCAUACUUUGGGACCCCUGAAUUACGUGCAGAGUACGAGCUUGUUUUCUACACUGGGGUGAUGACUUUUUACAGUCAACAUGUGUCACGGAACUUGUUUUCAGACAUGUUCAAGGUGUUUUUGAGAAACCUCGCAAAGAAAUGCACCAAGGACCUUUUCGACUUUUGCAAACUACUUUCCCAGCAAGAGGAGAACGAAGGAUACAUGGAGUUCAGAACCGGAAAGAACAUUUCAGACAUGACGAUGGUCGAGUUCUAUAGUCACACCAUCCGGGUCACUAUUAGAAUAUUGGCACGGCUUGUUGUUGGAGCCAAGAAAGGGAAAUCUCAAGACGACUCUUACCUCAAACUUUUCGUGCGCAGCCUUAGCGGAGAGUUUCAAAAGUCUAAGAUUACUGGCAAGUUUGAGAGACCGCGCGAAGACUAUAUUAUUUUGAUUCGGUAUCUCAACACCGUGGCCAGUAACAUUCUGUACUCUUUGCCCGAGUUUGUGAACCUGAGACACGAGUUGGCCAUUGAAGACGUCCAGGCUCCAUUGAACGAACGGUUUGACUCGAUCGACAGUAUGGUGGACCUGAUGGUCUUGUUGGAGACCGAGUACGUCACAUCUCUGGCUAACCAUAAGUUUAGCACGUUCUUGGACGACAUGGUUGCUGAUUUGGACGAGAUCCCGGUGUUUGAGGCCAAUCCGUUGCGCAAAUCGGUAUUCUAUCCGCUCUUGACGUUGGCAGCAUUGCACGCUGCAUCGCUGUCUGCUGAAAAAUCGCACUGGAUACACCUUCAGAACUGGCUCACAAUUUGGACUCUGGCAGCCAAAAGACGCAAGGUUUUCGAUCAAUCGGAUAUCUGGUGCUGUGUGAGACUUAUCACUAUGUUUUCCGAGCUAGGCUGCUACAAACAAGGCCAUGAGUCAGUCGCCAAACAGUGCACGAAACUAAUGUACCAGCUGAUUGAAACGUUAUCCUUCGCUUUGGCUGGCUAUGAAGACAUGGUGGAUCUGUGCCGACUUUUGGACGUUCUCACCUCCGUUGAAGAGCUCAGCAGGCCUUCACGGUUCUCGUUUGGUGUCACAGAGACCAUAUCCAAGGAGUUCCACAAUUUAUUUGAAGAGUACGAGCCGAUAUUGCGGCCUCGUAUUGAAGGCUACUUCGAUGACGAACAGAUCGACCUGAAGGAAUACAGAGACAACGCAAGACGGCUUUGUGGAUGCCUUGACUCGAGUGCUAAUGAUGUGCCGUUGACCAGUGGAGAUUUCCACGAGCUGCAAUUCCUCCGGUGA